AUGUACGCACCAACCGCCUUCGAACUCCCGAAUGAACUCUGGACGGAAGUCCUGGCCGACCUCCCCCGUUCCUCACUUAUUCACGUUCGUAUGGUGUCGCGCCACUUCUACGCCCUUGCGCACCCGGUCUUCUUCCGGUCACUCAUCCUUGACCCCGACCACCACGCUUCACGUGGUAACCGCGACUUCCUGGGUAUGCUCCAGCUGUACACUGGCCCACACAUCCGCAAACACGUCCGUGACCUGUCUGUGUCAUUCCGUUUUGCCCGCUGCACCCGUAGCCAGCGUUGCAGCGGAAAAGUGAUGCCCCUGUCCGGUCCAAUGCUCGCCGCCAUCCCCACCUUCAGCAGCCUACGCACUCUCGAAUGCGCUUUCCGCCCAACCGAGACCGUCGACCUCAGCGCACUCGGGUUCCACACCCUGCCCAUGCUCGACAAGCUCACCAUUACUGGCGGCAGCAUUGCUUGUCCGCUGCAAUCUGACCCCGCCAGCCGCCUCCGCGUUGCCCACUUCGCAUAUACCGACAUCCCCGGCAUGGAACACGUACUGCAGGCACAGCUGGCCCAUCACGACGGCGCUGGCUUCCGGUCAUUUCUCUCCGCGCUCGACCCGGCCUAUCUUACGGCGCUUACCCUGCGGCCCUCGUACGACGUUUCUCCAGGUGCAUGGCUUUCCCUCGACGCCGGCGUCCAUCCCUCUUUUACCCGCCUGGCCACCGUCGAUAUCAGCGUGGACGGUCCGUUCCUCGGCCCGGUCCGGUCCUUCCUCGCCGCCCUCCCCGCACUGGCCAACGUUGUACUCUCCGGUGCCUUCCGUAGCGCAUGCGACCUCUCCCUCGACACCCCUGCAUGGCCACAAACCCCCGCCCCUGUGGCUAUGACCCGCGUGCGACGCUACACCGGGCCGGCAGAGUACCUCGCGCGUUUACGUUUGCCCAACCUCACGAGCAUCACGCUCACCUCGGCGGGCUGUCGCUGCGCCAUUCGCGGACUGUUCAAGCGGCUGGACACGACGCAGGUCGAGGAGCUAGCGCUGAUGUUGCCGCUCGGGUACAUCCACGAGUGGGUUGACCUCAGUUUCUACGAGGAUGAGGAGGAAUCAAUAUGUUGGCGCAACCGAGAGGAGACGGACGGUGUGUUUGGGCUUUUCCCGCGACUGCGAAGCUUGAGGCUGCGCGUUACGGACAACGCGGAGGACGACAAGGACGUGCUCGACGCGUUUGAUGUGCUGAUUGACGAGAUAGGCGCUGAUGUACCGAAUGCGCUGGUGUCGAUUUUAAGGGAGGCAGACACGGUCAAGAUCCCCCUUGACCAUGUUGUGGUUGAGUGGGACGUUGCUGGUGCGACGGUGGCCGCGCUGCCGGAGAUGGAGGGGCUGUUUGACGUUUUGCAGGGUGUGUCGGAGCGGAUGCGGGAAAUAGAGUUUAAGGGUGGUGUGAGGGACGAAGAUGCUUAUGUUGCGCCGGCAUAG
This is a messenger RNA of Mycena indigotica, 1470 nucleotides long. RefSeq names its product F-box domain-containing protein. Gene Ontology annotation, molecular function: protein binding. The record is from RefSeq and is a predicted model, not a curated record. The coding region runs from base 1 to 1470 and encodes 489 amino acids. The transcript has 2 exons. NCBI's taxonomy places the organism in Eukaryota, Fungi, Basidiomycota, Agaricomycetes, Agaricales, Mycenaceae.